Echinops telfairi (small Madagascar hedgehog) is the source of this 3447-nucleotide messenger RNA. Its product is annotated as serine/threonine-protein kinase PAK 6. Gene Ontology annotation, cellular component: cytoplasm. The transcript has 9 exons. Gene Ontology annotation, molecular function: protein serine/threonine kinase activity; ATP binding. The record is from RefSeq and is a predicted model, not a curated record. NCBI's taxonomy places the organism in Eukaryota, Metazoa, Chordata, Mammalia, Afrosoricida, Tenrecidae. Gene Ontology annotation, biological process: regulation of MAPK cascade; protein phosphorylation; intracellular signal transduction. The coding region runs from base 82 to 2127 and encodes 681 amino acids.
CUCGUAGUCCCUGAGAGCUCUGGCCGCUGACCGGUGAGAAGUGAGGAAGAGGAGGCCAGGCAGGCGGCCCCAGGCGGUACCAUGUUCCGCAAGAAGAAGAAGAAACGCCCUGAGAUUUCAGCCCCACAGAACUUCCAGCACCGCGUCCACACCUCCUUCGACCCCAAAGAAGGGAAGUUCGUGGGCCUCCCCCCACAAUGGCAAAACAUCCUGGAUACCCUGCGGCGACCCAAGCCUGUGGUGGACCCUUCGCGCAUCACGCGGGUGCAGCUGCAGCCCAUGAAGACAGUGGUGCGGGGCAGCUCCGUGCCCACCGACGGCUACAUCUUGGGGCUGCUCAGCGACAUCCAGAAGCUGUCCGUCAUCAGCUCCAACACCCUGCGCGGCCGCAGCCCGACCAGCCGGCGGCGGGCCCAGUCCCUGGGGCUGCUGGGCGACGAGCACUGGGCCGCGGACCCGGACAUGUACCUGCAGAGCCCCCAAUCGGAGCGCCCCGACCCCCACGGCCUCUACCUCAGCUGCAACGGGGGCACCCCCGCCGGCCGCCAGCAGAUGCCGUGGCCUGAGCCGCGGAGCCCAAGGGUCCAGACCAACGGGCUGGCGGCCAAAGCGCAGUCCUUGGGCCCCGCGGAGUUCCAGGGGACCGCGCAGCGCUGCCUGCAGCUGGGCGCCUGCCUGCAGAGCUCCCCGCCGGCCGCCUCGCCCCUCGCGGCCGCCGGCAGGCGUGGGACCAAGACUGCCCGGCCCGGCUCAGAGGAGCCCCGGCCACAGUCCUGCCUGGUGGGCUCGGCGGCGGGCAGGCCCGGCGGGGAGGGCAGCCCCAGCCCCAAGAGCCAGGAGAGCAGCCUCAAGCGGCGGCUGUUCCGCAGCAUGUUCCUGUUCACGCCCGGCCCGGCCCCUCCGGGCAGCGGCAAGCCGGGGCCAGCGGCACCGAGCAAGCCCAAUGUCUCUUUCCAGCCGCCACAGAAAGACUCACCCGCGGGCCAGGUGGCCAAGGCCCAGUCUCUGCCCUCAGAGCAGCCUGUGGGGAACGUUAGCCCCCUGCCGACCUCAGACACCAGCAGCCCCCACAUAUCCCUCCACACGGCCCCUGCCGCUGGCCCGCCUCCAGGCCGGUCCUCCCCUGCGGGCUCUCCCCGCACCCGGCACGCCCAGAUCAGCACCAGCAACCUGUACCUGCCCCAGGACGCCUCGGGCGCCCAGGGUGCACUGGCCAGCGAGGACACCGGCGUGGUGACCCAUGAGCAGUUCAAGGCUGCGCUCAGGAUGGUGGUGGACCAGGGGGACCCUCGGCGCCUGCUGGACAGCUACGUGAAGAUCGGCGAGGGCUCCACGGGCAUUGUCUGCCUGGCGCGGGAGAGGCACUCAGGCCGCCAGGUGGCGGUCAAGAUGAUGGACCUCAGGAAGCAGCAGCGCCGGGAGCUGCUCUUCAACGAGGUGGUGAUCAUGCGGGACUACCAACACGUCAACGUGGUGGAGAUGUACAAGAGUUAUCUGGUGGGCGAGGAGCUAUGGGUGCUCAUGGAGUUCCUGCAAGGCGGGGCCCUCACGGACAUCGUCUCCCAAGUCAGGCUGAACGAGGAGCAGAUUGCCACUGUGUGUGAGGCUGUGCUGCAGGCCCUGGCCUACCUGCACGCCCAGGGCGUUAUCCACCGAGACAUCAAGAGCGACUCCAUCCUGCUCACCCUCGAUGGCAGGGUGAAGCUCUCAGACUUCGGGUUCUGUGCCCAGAUCAGCAAAGACAUCCCCAAGAGGAAGUCCCUGGUGGGCACCCCCUACUGGAUGGCUCCUGAAGUGAUCUCCAGGUCUCUGUAUGCUACUGAGGUGGACAUCUGGUCCCUGGGCAUCAUGGUGAUUGAGAUGGUGGACGGAGAGCCUCCCUACUUCAGCGACUCCCCAGUGCAGGCCAUGAAGAGGCUCCGGGACAGCCCCCCACCCAGGCUGAAAAACUCUCACAAGGUCUCCCCAGUGCUGCGAGACUUCCUGGAGCGGAUGCUGGUGCGGGACCCCCAGGAGAGAGCCAUGGCCCAGGAGCUCCUGGACCAUCCCUUCCUGCUGCAGACUGGGCUGCCGGAGUGUCUGGUGCCCCUGAUCCACCUGUACCGCAAGCAGACCGCCACCUGCUGAGCCCACCUCAGAGUGCCCCAGACCCUGGGUGGCCAACCAGCCCGCAAGGCCCACCUCCCUUGUCUUCUCAGUAUUCUCUCCAAAGAUUGAAUGUGAACCCCCAGCCCCAUCCUCCUGCCCCUCAGCCCACCGGGCCAGGCCGGACCUGCCCCCCCCAGAGUCUCUCCCUGUGCGGAGAGGCUCCAGUUGCCUUUGGGGUGACAGCAACCCCCCUGCAGGAUGACCCUUGUUAUUUGCACAAGGACAUUUCUAAGACACACAGACCAUUGCUCCCGGCCACUGGAGCCACAGCAGCCCGAAGCGCUGCGGGGCAGUUAUACCCUAGCCUCCCAGGCCACCUGGCGGGCAGACUGCCUGCUGUCACACGGACACCUGCUGUUCUCAGCUCCAACUCCAGAUCUUAGGGUCUCUGGAGGGCCACAGGGAACAUUUGUAUUGCCCGAAUCCUUCUCCUUCCCUUGCGUGUGACUUCCUGAAGGCGCCGUCCCACUGGAAGCCACUCCCUGUCACUGACAUAUACUCACCCGGCUCAGGCUGAGAACUGUGAAUAGGCCAUGGGAGGGAAGGGCGCCUUUUUGGAGUGAAAAAAAGAAUGGAGUUGGUGGUAAAGAUGGUCUCGUGUGUGUAUGUGUGUGUGAUGUGUUAGGGGAGAAAGUCCCUUCAGAUCACUCACAGCCAGCUCCAGCAAGGCUCUCCCCUCGCCUCUCCCACUCAGGUCUACUCAGAAGGGAUCUGCUCCUUGGCCUGGCUGCCCACCACGUAAAUCCCCGUGUUUCCGCCUGACCAAGGAGUGAGGCUGGAUUGAGUCCAGCCGCGUGGGGUCUUGGGAGGUUUCUGAGUGGCUCCCAGCAUUGUCCCCAAGUGGCUCCCACACUGUAGUCUGAGGGAAAGGGAACUCUGUCGUCACAGUGCACCGCACCUCCACAACCGGGUCAUCAGGGGCCCAUUCUUCCCUUCAGAAUCCUGUUCUAGGGAACCACCUUUUCGGGGGAUUCCAUCAUGUCAAGAGGAUAAGCACCCCAUCUGUCACACCACCCACCCCUAGCUGCCUCCUCAGGCACCUGUCUCCUCACCCCACGCCUUCCCCACUGUCGGUGUAGCUGUGAGACAGGAAAUUCCUGGGAAGAACUUCAGGUGUCCUGACCCUAUCUAGAUACUAUUUUUAGAUUCCUCUGCUCCCUGGUGGCCUGCUUUGGAGCAAAACGUUGCAAGGACUUUUUUUAGGGGUCAGCAUUUUCAAAACAAAAGCAUCUUCCCUAGAAACUUUUGUGAAUUGUUUGCACUUGUGCCUGUUUUAAAUUAAACUGAGUGUUCAAAACC